AUCAUAUAUUUGUUUCAGCUUACAUCUUAAAACUGACAGAGACAAGUGUUAUGCUUGGAUAAGAAUGGCUGUGAAUCAAAACUUAUUGGGAAGCUACAUAGCCACUGUAAGGCAAGACAAAUCUUUGCUAAGUAAUCAUUAUCAUGAACAUGCAUUUUUACGAGAUCCAAUCAUGGCAGAUACUGUCCAAUCCAUUCUCAAUAAUGGAAUCACAAACUUCGACUUUGACAUAUCUGUCCGUCCACAGACUUUGUUUGAGCACAACAACAUUCAGAACUUGAUAACCAAGCCUCAAACCAUUCAUGGCUCUUUUCAAUAUGACAUUGGUAAGACUAGAGAAAAUGGCUAUGACGGUGAAGAAAGUCUUCAACGUACUGCGCAUAUUGUGCAGAAGAAGAAACAGCGAAGGAAAAAGCUUCAAGUUAAAACAGUUGUGAUUGAAGAACAGGAGCAUUAUGAUGAUACUGAACUGCCUGAAACUCUCAGAAACAUGAAUGUCUCUUGA
Xenia sp. Carnegie-2017 is the source of this 505-nucleotide messenger RNA. RefSeq lists its product as uncharacterized. The record is from RefSeq and is a predicted model, not a curated record. The coding region runs from base 65 to 505 and encodes 146 amino acids. The transcript is spliced from 4 exons. NCBI's taxonomy places the organism in Eukaryota, Metazoa, Cnidaria, Anthozoa, Malacalcyonacea, Xeniidae.